CACAACAUCAUCACUCAGUCCGGUUUAUAUCAUAGCAGCCAGCCAUCCACGUGUGCAGGAAUCAACAUCAGCCGCUCCAGGUCUCAAAAUGGACUCCAUCUCACUGAUGGGAAGCAGUUCUGCCGGUUCCUUCCUGCCUAACGGAUUGAAGAAUGGGCCCAAAGAAGGCAUCAGCAAACAUGCAGUGGCCAUCAUUGGCUCCGGGGAUUUUUCCAAGUGCUUGGCCAUCCGUCUGCUCCGUAGCGGCUUCCAUGUAGUGGUGGGCAGUCGGCAUCCCAAGCGGGCGGCCGAGUUCUUCCCCCACGUGGUGGACGUGACGCAUCACGAGGAUGCGGUGGGCAAGGCCUCCAUGAUUUUCCUGGCUAUCCGGAGGGAGCACUACUCCUGCCUGUGGGACAUUAAGCACCUGCUGGCAGGCAAGAUCUUGGUGGACGUGAGCAACAACAGGAGAAUGAACCAGUUUCCAGAAUCGAACGCGGAGUACCUCGCCUCUCUUUUUACAGACUCCACUGUGGUGAAAGGAUUCAAUGUAAUCUCAGCCUGGGCGAUGCAGUCAGGACCGAUGGAUGCCAGUCGACAGGUAUACAUCUGCAGUAACUCAGUGGAGGCGAGGGUGGAGGUCAUCGAACUGGCACGGCAGCUUGGUUUCAUUCCAGUGGAUAUGGGCAGCCUCUCGUUAGCCAAGGAAAUAGAGAACAUGCCGUUACGCUUAUUCACCGAUUGGAAAGGUCCCGUUCUGACCGCCGUUGCCCUCUCUAUCUUUUUCUUUGCCUACUCUUUCGUUCGGGACAUCAUUCAUCCAUACGUGAAGAACAGGCAGAGCUUGUUUUAUAAGAUCCCGAUAGAGAUGGUGAACAGGACGCUGCCGAUGGUCGCGAUAACCCUUCUGGCUCUGGUUUAUCUAGCAGGGCAGCUCGCUGCAGCACACCAGAUCUAUUACGGGACAAAAUUUAGACAUUUUCCACACUGGCUGCAGGGCUGGCUGCAGAGUCGCAAACAGCUGGGUCUACUCAGCUUCUUCUUCGGCUGCAUCCAUGUCCUCUACAGCCUCUGUCUGCCCAUGAGGAGGUCUGAGAGAUAUCUGCUGCUCAACAUGGCCUACCAACAGGUCCAUGCUGAUAUAGAAAACUCCUGGAAUGAAGAGGAGGUAUGGAGAGUGGAGAUGUACGUGUCCUUCGGCAUUAUGAGUUUGGGUCUUCUCUCCCUGCUGGCUGUCACCUCUAUUCCUUCAGUGAGCAGCACCCUCAACUGGAGAGAAUUCAGCUUCAUCCAGUCCACUCUUGGAUAUGUCGCCCUGCUUAUCGCCACACUCCACGCCCUGCUGUUCGGCUGGAAGCGAGGCUUUGAGCUGGAGUCCUACCAUUUUUACAUGCCACCCAGCUACGUGGUGGCUGUGGCGCUGCCCGUCACCGUGAUCAUGGGAAAAGCCAUCCUAAUGCUGCCCUGCAUGGCCUGGAAGCUGAAGAAAAUCCGCAGAGGCUGCGAAAACAGCCAGCAUCACGGUGAUCAUGAGAGACAUGCGGCUCAUGUUUCUCCAGAGAGAGUCACCAUCAUGUAG
Molecule: messenger RNA, 1558 nt
Organism: Trichomycterus rosablanca
Lineage: Eukaryota; Metazoa; Chordata; Actinopteri; Siluriformes; Trichomycteridae
Product: metalloreductase STEAP2-like
Exons: 5
Coding region: 89-1558 (489 amino acids)
Biological process (GO): copper ion import
Cellular component (GO): endosome; plasma membrane
Molecular function (GO): ferric-chelate reductase (NADPH) activity; cupric reductase (NADH) activity
Source: RefSeq, a predicted model, not a curated record